GUACCGGAAAAUCAGGACGACCCGAAGUGUCCGACCCGGCCGAAGACACCCCGGCCGCAUUUUUUCACAGACGUGGAGCGAUUUUGGCGCCGCGGGAGCCCGCGGUCUCGGAUCCUUUCAGGAGCAAACAUCGUCUCGGGGGCGUGUUUCCUCUAAAUCGUGUUUUACAUUACACAGGACCGAGCAGAUGGAUACCACUUCCUGAUUCAGGGAUCGUCCCCAUCCAACCAAUUGAACAGAAAGGUCAAGGUGCUACAGAGCAAGGUUUGUAUAUUUUGAAGGGGUCCCUUAGAAAAAAUGGGAAGCAGGUGCCGAUUUUUGAAACGCUGGUUAGACCUCGGAAAACUGUGGCUUCUGGCAUCGGUGUACGGCCUGGCUCUCGCGCCUGCGGGUGACUGCAGCAAUACAUCGGCAACUCUACCGAACAUCAUCUUCAUCCUGGCUGAUGACUUCGGUUUCCAUGACGUCGGUUACCAUGGUUCCGCAAUUAAGACUCCGUGGCUGGACAAACUUGCCGCUGAGGGCGUGAAGCUGGAGAAUUACUAUGUCCAGCCGAUUUGCACCCCGACGAGAAGUCAACUGAUGAGCGGUCGAUACCAGAUUCACACCGGUCUUGAGCAUCGGUCGUUCCAUGCAGUCCAGCCAGACUGCCUCCCUCUAGAAGACCCGACCCUCGCCAAUAAACUCAAGGAGCUCGGCUACGCCACGCACGCAGUCGGCAAAUGGCAUCUUGGCUUCUACAAGAAAGACUGCUGGCCCACCAGGCGUGGCUUUGAUACCUUCUUUGGUUAUCUCGGAGGGAGCGAAGACUAUUACACGCACAUUUACAAGUGCGACAUGCCAGGGUUCAAUUGCAGUCAAUUGGAACCUGGGUACGAUUUCAGGGAUCAGGAGGAACUUGCUCCCAAGUACACUGGACAAUAUUCAACCCACCUCUUAGCAGAGCGAGCCCAGCACAUUUUGGAAAACAGUCAGCCUAACAAACCAAUCUUCCUGUACCUACCUUUCCAAGCGCCACACAUUCCCCUGGAGGUACCCGACCAGUAUUUGAAGCCAUACCGAGAAGUCCAGGAUCACGACCGACGAGUAUACUCUGGCAUGGUGGCCUGUAUGGACGAGGCUAUCGGGAACAUCACGCAGAAAAUGACGGAGCUGGGAUUGUGGGAAAACACAGUGCUGAUCUUCUCAACAGACAAUGGUGGCGAACCUAUUUUUGGAGGAGGGUACAACUGGCCUCUGCGAGGCGUGAAAGGCACCCUCUGGGAAGGAGGUAUCCACGGUGUAGGCUUCGUCUACAGCCCACUCAUACCAGACGCCAUGCGGGGUACCAGCAACACGCAGUUGAUACACGUCAGCGACUGGUUCCCAACCCUUGUAGCUGGGCUUGCCGGAGGCAGUCUGGAGGGUCUGCAACUAGACGGUUUCAAUGUUUGGAAUACCAUCAGUCUAGGAUCACCCUCUCCAAGAACGGAAAUCCUGCACAAUAUCGACCCUCUGACCCAGACAUACAUGUCAAUCAUUAACUGGUCACUCGAAGGGAACCAGACUAAGGACGAUGACUUUUUCACCCCAUCUGGUGCGUUCAACACCACUAUCAGGGCUGCUAUACGUGUUGGGGAUUGGAAACUCCUAACUGGAAAUCCAGGUGUGACUUAGGCCUACACUGAUUUCAUUGGCUGUCGUUGGUGGAUUAAGGGAAAUCUCUAAUAGAUAGGUUGGAUUCAGAGUAUUUAGGGCCCGUGAUGAGUUUUACAUCGCGACGAAGGUUUUUUCUUUUCCCUUUUUUGGCGCAAGUAUAUGCAAAUCAACUAUGCAACUGUAUUAUAUAUUCGUAUUAAGAACGAAUAGCACAAGCACGACCAGGCCUAUUGCAUUGCUGUUUGGAAAAACUUAACACGUAUUGUACAGGCUGUCACGCUAUUCGUAGACCUUACCAAGAUUUCUGAGAAAGUUGCAGGUACAUGUUUUAAAACCUGACAUCCACACUCAAAGGUCACAAGAUCCAUGGCAAAGGUUCCAAAAAGUGACUGAGAAAGUGUUGAUAGA
Patiria miniata (bat star) is the source of this 2046-nucleotide messenger RNA. Its product is annotated as arylsulfatase J-like. The record is from RefSeq and is a predicted model, not a curated record. The transcript is spliced from 7 exons. The coding region runs from base 298 to 1656 and encodes 452 amino acids. Lineage: Eukaryota; Metazoa; Echinodermata; Asteroidea; Valvatida; Asterinidae.